AUGUCGUCCAACUUCAUCUUUAAAGCUCUCGCCAUCCUUGCGGCAUCAUCCGCAACAGUUAACGCCCACUCCUGGGUUGAAGAAGUCCGGAAAAUUGACUCCACCGGCGCCUUCACGGAUGGAAUAGGCUAUCCGAUCGGAUACUUAAAUCGAUCCUCCCCAACCUUCAGCGAUACCCAGGCCCAGAACAAGAUCCUCGACGUCAAGUCGAACCCUGCUGUAUGUAAACCCAAGGCCAACGCCUACGCUAGCCUACCUCGGCUCAACGCAUCCGCUGGAGAUUACGCCGCCAUGCUCUACCAGGAAAAUGGCCACGUCACGCAACCAAACAUCACUCCUCGACCAUACCGGGACGGCCUCGUAUAUGUUUACGGUACCCUUCACCACGAGGAUUCGGAUGGGAUCAAUGACGUCCUCGACUCGUGGACUGAGGAUGGUAAAGGUGGUAACGGUAAAGGUCAGCUUCUCGCAACGCACUACUACGACGACGGUCAGUGCUACCAAAACGCGGGCAAUAACCUCGCUAUUCCCAUUUACGCCCAGCGUAUGAAGGAGUUUGGCUUAGACGAGUUGUACUGCCAGACCGAUUUCCGACUCCCCGACAAUCUUCCUUCCGAGGGCAUCUACACGGUUAUGUGGGUUUGGAACUGGCCACUGGUUAUCUCGGACACUCAGAACACCACCGAGAUCUACACGUCUUGUGCUGAGAUCCAACUUGGCCCUGCUAAGCAAAAAGCCAAUGCUAAGGUGGAGUUCUCUAAGAACAACAAGGUCAAUAAUGCCGGCAUUGCAUCUCAGCUGGCUAAUCACAUCGAGGCUACCGGUCUGGGUAUUGGUAGAGCCUCCCCAGCGCCAGUUCCUAGUGGAUCGGCUACCGAAGCUCCGGACAGCUCGGCCUCCCCCUCCCCAACCUCAUCGUCGAAGAAGCACCACAAGCCUGGUGUUAAGACUGUUACCGUCACCGCGGAUGCACAGACUACGACUAAGUGGAAGACUGUGACCGUUAACGGCGACAGCAGCCCUAGCACUAAGUCGAAGGCCUCCAAGGCCUCCACCGUCGCCUCUUCGCCUGCGCAGCAGACUUCAACUGGAAGCGACGCUGCUCAGCCUACCCCUGCCCCUAACCAACCCGUCUCCACUGUGACCAAGUUCAUGAAAGCUAGAGCCACUGGACAAGCACGACGAGACGCUAACGACCGAUCAUAG
Molecule: messenger RNA, 1206 nt
Organism: Hypoxylon trugodes
Lineage: Eukaryota; Fungi; Ascomycota; Sordariomycetes; Xylariales; Hypoxylaceae
Exons: 1
Coding region: 1-1206 (401 amino acids)
Source: RefSeq, a predicted model, not a curated record